Linepithema humile (Argentine ant) is the source of this 4872-nucleotide messenger RNA. Its product is annotated as hippocampus abundant transcript 1 protein. NCBI's taxonomy places the organism in Eukaryota, Metazoa, Arthropoda, Insecta, Hymenoptera, Formicidae. Gene Ontology annotation, cellular component: membrane. Gene Ontology annotation, biological process: transmembrane transport. The record is from RefSeq and is a predicted model, not a curated record. Gene Ontology annotation, molecular function: transmembrane transporter activity.
UCCCAAUAACAUUCGAUUAGAAUAUCAUAGAGAAUGCAUUUUACUAUAAAACACUGCGAGCUUAAAAGCUUUUUUUCGUGAUUCAUUUGUGAAAAAAAUCGCAGAUUUAAGUGUGCCGAUUGCCAGCUGUUGGCGUCAUUGUUAGGUUAGGACAAGUCUAAAGUUAGCUUGAAGAGAUUGUAGGCUGUAUCGCCAGGGGUUAAAAGAGAGGGGAGGGGAUGAGUAGAAGCACAGUUGCAAUGCGGAGGUUUGGUUUCUCGUGUAAAUUGUCAAACGAUAUGAGUGGAUCGCGCGAAGGAUUGACAGUGUAUCGAGGGAUUUCGAAUGGAAAUAUGUGAUUGUUAGAGAUUUCGUUCAACAGCCGCUGACAAACGGCUGUAAUUUCAAGAUACGACAGAGAUACGGGAAAGGAAGCGAAAAACUCCGUCCGUAGCACGAAGCCGAUGAUCAGCCAGUCGCUUUUGGAAACUUCCAAUGUUAAAGAUCGCGCGCAUCACGAAGACCGCUCGCGAGCCAUGCAAUAUCGUUUGCGGACGGCUUCGUGAAAAACGCGCUUCAUCGUUAACCAAGUAAAUCCCUCGCGUUCGCGGAAUUCUGUGACGUCACGCGUCGCGGCUGUGCGCGAUCAAGUCAAGGCCGUGCGAAUCCAUUCGUCGAUGGACUCGGAGGAAGAGCGGCGCGUGUUAACGAUGCUGUUCGUUUAACGCAUCUCUACUUGUCAUGAGGAAAGAUAUGUCUACAAAGAGAGAAAAUAUUUGCGAUGCAUAAAAAGAAAUACUCAGUUCUCCUAAGCUUCAGUUUAUCAGCGAUGUAAUUUCUUCGUUGUGAAUCGCUUUCCUCUGUGGAUCUCGUAACUUGCCAAGAACCUAAUGACGUACUGAUUUGGCACUGUACACGAAAUGACAGAGAGCAUACGAUGUUAAUUAUGUCAUGUAAUUAGAUGAUCAUUGAGAUCCUUCUAAUAUACUGUAAAAUAUAUACAUCAAAAUCUAAAUACUAUUGAACAAAUUUUAGAAGGACGCAACAGAAAAAAUGUAUUGGCUUGAGCUUUGCACUGCCAUAAUGAAGUUCAAACAUUGAUAUAAUUAAUUGCCAGAAAGCUAAAAAUCAUGUCAUGAUCUUAUAAAUGUAAUUAAAAAUAAGAAAGCACAUGACAACAGAGUGAUUUAUUGCAUCUUCUGAUUAAUUAAUGUUUCUUAUUAAAACUCACUAAAACGGAGUGUAUGUGUGUAUGUAUAUAGAUAAUAUAUUUGCAGAAAUUAUAGCAGAUAAAUAUAAAAACCGAUGCAUUAUCAAUCAAAGUUUUAUAUAGACAUUGCUGAUUUCGAUAUGUGUAAAAAACAAAUUGCAUAUAUAGUGAAGACAAGCAGCCUUGUUACAAUUACCUCAUUUGUAUUGCAAAUGUAACGUUGGUAAACCAAAUAAUAAUGACAAAAUAAUUGUGUACGUGAAGAAAUUUAUAAUAUAAUUAAGAUAAAAUAUAAUAAAAUACAUAUACAGUGUAUGCAUCUCAAUUACAGUGCAAUAUACUAUUUAUUUUGGACAUUAAAUGAAAAAAAAACUAUGAAAAAUGUAAACUUGAUGAUUAAAGGAAAGAAAUUGAGAGUAAUAUUAAAGAACAAAUUAAAAUUUAAUUUAGAACUGCAGAAAUAGUACUAAUAUGACAUUAAGAGAAGAUCAUCUAUUUCUUUAUUGCAUAUAUGUAAACAGAAUGAUAACAAGAGCAUCAAUUAAGAUGUGAAUAUGAAAGAAAAUAUAUAUAGUGACAUUUCUUAGGGGUCAUGCCCCCUGGGGCAAACAGUGGAACAGAGGGCUUGGGCCCGUCCUGUUCUGAGAUACAUAAUAGUCAAGAUCAUGCUGUAGCUAAGCUCACACCUCCUCUUACAUUUGUUCAACAAUGCUACAGACAUCUCAAGAGUUCCGGUAUUGGCGAGGCAAGCGUGUAUCAUGCAUUGGUUGUAAUAUUUUUGGAAUUCUUUGCGUGGGGAUUGUUAACCAUGCCUAUUAUUUCGGUACUGAAUGAAACAUUUCCGGAUCACACGUUCCUAAUGAAUGGCUUAAUAAUGGGAAUUAAAGGAAUCUUGUCUUUUCUUUCUGCGCCACUGAUCGGUGCUCUCUCUGAUGUAUGGGGUCGAAAAUUCUUUCUACUCAUCACAGUGGCCUUCACAUGUGCACCAAUUCCCUUAAUGAGCAUUAAUACAUGGUGGUUUUUUGCCAUGAUUUCUAUCAGUGGCGUAUUUGCUUGCACAUUUUCAGUAGUGUUUGCAUAUGUUGCGGAUGUAACAGAAGAGAAUCAAAGAUCGCUGGCAUAUGGUUUGGUAUCGGCAACUUUUGCUGCAAGUAUGGUGAUAAGUCCAGCUUUAGGUGCUUAUAUCAUGACAACAUAUGGAGAAAAUCUUGCCGUAGCAUUAGCAACAGCUAUCGCAGUGUUGGAUGUGUUUUUCAUAUUAGUGGCUGUACCUGAAAGUUUGCCUGAGAAAGCACGUCCACCAGCACCUAUAUCAUGGGAGCAAGCUGAUCCAUUUGCAGCUCUUGGAAAGGUUGGAAAAGACCAUACUAUUUUAAUGCUAUGCGUUACUGUGUUCCUGAGCUACCUUCCUGAAGCGGGACAAUAUAGUUGUAUAUUUGUUUACUUAAAACUGGCUAUGGGCUUCUCCGCUUUCAUGGUGGCUAUAUUUAUUGCGGUGGUGGGCAUUCUGAGUGUGGGAGCGCAGAUUAUAUUAGGACCCUUGAUGAGAACACUUGGCAGCAAACACACUAUAAUGCUUGGUCUGUUAUUUGAGAUGUUACAACUCAUGUGGUAUGGAUUCGGCUCAAAAAUGUGGAUGAUGUGGGCUGCGGGAGUGCUUGCUUCUGUAUCAAGCAUUACAUAUCCGGCAAUUUCCGCAUUUGUAUCCAUGCAUUCUGAUGCCGAUAAACAAGGAUUAGUACAAGGCAUGGUAACCGGGAUGCGUGGUCUCUGCAAUGGACUUGGUCCUGCUAUGUUCGGUGUCAUAUUCUAUCUUUUCCAUGUUGAUCUUAACGAUGAUACGCCCAAUCUUCCCUUAAAACCAUCAUUCUUGGAUGAAACCAACAGGACAGGAACGAGUACACAUCUAGAUAUAAUGCCUCAGGUACAUACAUUAUAUUUACAGCUUGUACCAGGGCCGCCGUUUGUAUUUGGUGCAUUACUCGUGAUUUGUGCGCUAUUGGUAGCUGCGUUUAUUCCCGAAUCAAAUACGAUGUCAACAGGAUCGUUGCAUCAUCCAUCUACUUCCCGGAGGCCCUCCGGUAAAUACGCAUAUCAGAAAUGUUUGUCUUUGGAUGUUCAGUACGAAGCAGACCGAGUGGGAAGUGGAAGAGGAAAAAUCGGUCCGCUAUCACCACUAGUCGAUAAUUGUAAUUCUGCCGCACUAUAGUGUCUAUUGAAACAAAAAAAGUGAGGCAAGCCAUAAUACUUGAUGAGAAUGUUCUAGCCAAGUGAUAAUACUCCAUCUUUAAUCGGAGAUGGAAAGGUCGUCGCUAUGAAGUGCACCUGACUCAAAUCGGGACUGCAAUAGAAUUGUCUAUAUUGUAUUAUACUAUUUGUUUAAGGCAGUAACUAAAGCUUGAUUUUAGAACUAUCGAUGGAACUUAAUGUUUAGGUUGUGACAAGUUUCCACAAGCAGUGCUUGUGCGAUAAUACGUGGGUUGAUCUCAAAGUCGAGUAUAAUCGUAUGACAAGCAUGUUAUGUUACAAAAGAAGAAAAAUGUUAAAUUAGCUCUUCCUUUUCAAGAUUUUUGCGCCGACUAUUAAAAAUCAGACGUAACGACAGCUUAUGCAAAGUAUCAGUGACUCCUAAUUUAUGCAGCUUGCCGACGGCACAAAACGGCACAUUAUAAAAGUUAUAAUCAGUAUUUUAUUAGACUUAUAACUUAAUAAUUCAGUGUUUACUUUUGAUGUCGUAUCUUUUCCUCUUGUGUAUUUCGAAUUUAUGUUACCACUUUUUAUAUCAAAUGCUAAUGUAAAUUGCAACGUAUUUUUGCAUCUCCAUACAUUUAUAGCGCUAGAAAUAGCUUUUACACAUUCCUUAUAAACAAUAAUUUUUGCACACGAAAAAAGAACAUUACAAUAAUUGAAGAGGAUAAAAAUUGUUUCAGUCACCUUUUCUUUUUGUAUAGAUGCGAUAUAGUGAUUACUUAUCCUUUUUGUAAGUCACCUGAUAUAAUUUAGCUGAUAUUUGUAGAUCAUGUAAUCCGUCUCUUUUUGCACAAAGUAUUUAUUUUAAUACGUAGAAAUUAUGAAUAUAACGAGAAAGGCCUCAACACAUUAGGAGCAGAUUAUAUAAAGUGAUAGUUUGUCUCAUUCUAAGGCAAUGAUAGACGUCAAUACUAUGAGUCAUAAAACUGUAUUAUUAAUCAUUAAUUGAAAAUUGAUAGUACUUUUAAAUUAUGCGUGUUAAAAUCGGAGUCAUUGAUGUUAAAACGACAAAGUUGUAUGAUAGAAUAGGGUCUUGUAUAUAUUAUACUUUAUUUCUAUUUUAUAAGAAUCAAGACCUUUAGGAAACAUCUGUUUUCUCGCAGUGGCAUUGAUUUUAAUAAUUUAAAUUAUCAUAGACACUCUAGUAUAUUUACGUAAGAAAAUUGAAUCAUUGCAAAAUAGCUUGUAGAAGACGAAAGCAAUUUUAAUUAUUAUACUGAAUUGAAUCUUAAAAUCAUUGUUUUCUUAAAAUCGAUUAAUCUCCAUUAAAACUAACGAGAGAUUAAUAAUAACAAACAUAAAUUAGUUGAGAAAUAACAAUUAAUCCAAAAAUUUCUGUAGAUACCCGCGUAUAAUAUGCAAUGCACUCCUACUUAAAAAUCUUUAGUUGUUUUCAUAUCUUGUAAAUUUUAAUAUUUUUUCGAAAAAGUUCA